GAGACUAUCUACGAUGCUGCAAGUUCUGUUACCCAUUAUGCGCGUUUGUCAUUCUUGCCGCUUGUGUGGUAGCGUGUGUUGGCUUAGUCUGGAUGCAGGUGGCUCUCAAGGAGGAUCUGGAUGCAAUAAAGGAGAAGUUUCGAACUAUGGAAUCUAAUCAAAAGACAUCAUUCCAAGAAAUUCCUAAACUGAAUGAAGAUCUGGUGCAGAACCAAAAGCAACUAGAGCAAAUUGAGACUGGAGAACUGGGGCUAAAUAAAAUUUGGAUAAAUAUUACAGAGAUCAGUAAACAGAUAUCAGUAUUGACCUCAACAGUAAAUCAUCUCAAAAACAACAUAAAGUCUGCUUCUGAUCUGAUCGCUCUUCCUGUCACAGUAGAGAAACUUCAGAAGACUGUAGCAAACAUAGGUAGCACUCUUACCAGCGUUUCUCAUGAUGUUGAAAAUAUACAGACAGCUAUUGAAGAAUACAAGAAAUCCAUAGAAAUACUCCAGAAUGAUGUGGAAUUAAAACAGGUACCUUCACUUCCCUCCACUGUUGUGCCAAGGACUGAGGGAAAUCAGACAGAAAACUGCAAACAGGAAAACCAGUCACUGCAUGCAGCUUUGGAGGAGCUAAAUAAUACUCUAGUGGUGUACCAAAAGUUGAAUGACAUCAAGCUUCUAAAUGUGGAUUCAGCCAUUGGUAACCUUAGCCGGAGAGUCAUGCUGUUAGAAAACUCUCCCCUUGCUGUGAAUAAUCUGGACAAAAGAGAGAACUUGUCUAUCAGUGUGGGGAAUGAUGCAACUACCUCUCUAAAAAUGGAAAAUGAAGAUCAACUAGAUAAUGAAACUCAUUCAAAUAAAGAACUGAAGGAAACAGAAACCAGAGAUUCUCAGGUAUCAAAACUAAGAGAGAAGCUUCAGCUGAUCAGUGCUCUCACAGGCAAGCCAGAAAAUGACAGACCCUUUGAGACAUCAAAGAAUGUUGAAAGUAGUCUGAGUACUACAGCAAAGCCCACAGACCUAUCAAGGCUAGCUUCAAGGUCAGCUGAUGACAACACAGAGAGUAACAGACAGCUGAGACAUCUGUCCUUACCAGGAAUUUCCAGCAUCGAAGAUCUUCAAAAUUUGUUUGAAAAAGCAACUGAAGAUGCUGAUGAAAAACUAUCAUAUGAGGAUCUUCAAAAGCUGCUUGGCUCUACAGCCCAAGAGUCUCAGAGCUUUAAGAAAUUUGACACAGAUGGAGAUGAGAAAUACUCAUUACAAGAACUGAGAUUAGCUUUAGGUGUAUAGGUUAUAUAUUUAGAAAUGUGAUAUUGUUGGAUGCUACUGUAGCUAAAGAAAACUAUGGGACAUGAAAAACUACGUCUGCACUUUCCCAGUGUUUUACUGAUCUUUGGAGCUAAAUUACUGUACACGUUGCCACCUCCUUUUUAAUUUGCAUUUAUUGAAAAGAAAUUUACAAGUUAUAUGUCAAUAGGACAUAAUAUUGGGACUGUGUUAAAAGCCAGAAAAUUCCCAAACUUGGAAACAUUUUCCUCUCAUUCUUUCCUUUUUAAGGGAGUUUUGUUUUUAAUUUAAAAUGUGUACAUACUAAAAUAAAAUUAUGGUUUUAUAUUUCACUGAAAUUUGCCUUAAAUUAGAGAUCUGCACUUUAUGUAAAGCAGAAAAAAAUCUGUCUUGUAAAGAUGGGCUUCUUCUGCUUGUAAAUAUUUGAGAGAGAGUAAAUUAUG
Molecule: messenger RNA, 1714 nt
Organism: Pterocles gutturalis (yellow-throated sandgrouse)
Lineage: Eukaryota; Metazoa; Chordata; Aves; Pterocliformes; Pteroclidae
Gene: EFCAB14
Product: EF-hand calcium binding domain 14
Exons: 10
Coding region: 93-1274 (393 amino acids)
Molecular function (GO): calcium ion binding
Source: RefSeq, a predicted model, not a curated record